Eufriesea mexicana is the source of this 2754-nucleotide messenger RNA. Its product is annotated as glutamyl aminopeptidase. Lineage: Eukaryota; Metazoa; Arthropoda; Insecta; Hymenoptera; Apidae. The transcript has 16 exons. Bases 1 to 2754 code for a protein of 917 amino acids. Gene Ontology annotation, cellular component: cytoplasm; membrane. Gene Ontology annotation, biological process: proteolysis; peptide catabolic process. Gene Ontology annotation, molecular function: zinc ion binding; peptide binding; metalloaminopeptidase activity. The record is from RefSeq and is a predicted model, not a curated record.
AUGACCGGCUGGCGAUUUAUCUUAAUUACAAUAGUCUUAAUGAAGACGAAAGAUUCUCGUGCGAUCAACGGCAAGGUUUCCCCAGAUAAUUUAAGUCCACGUUACAACGAGUCCAUGGAGAUGGAGAAACGCCUCCCGGAAGACGUGGUUCCCAGGAAAUACGUGAUAGCGAUUUCACCGGAUUUCAGGAAAGAUGACUUCCACGGCAGCGUUCGUAUCGACCUCGAAUUACUGAAAGAUCGAAGCUACAUCGCUCUUCACUCGAAGGACCUAACCGUGACUUCGACCAAAUUGUUUGCGAAAAAAUCACAGACGGAGGUUCGAAUACUGUCCACCUUUUACGUAAGCAAACGCGAGAUGUUGGUUAUCAAAACAUAUAGAAACAUCUCUGUGGGACAGUAUUUUCUCAAAAUGAACUUCAGUGGAAGCUUAAAGGGGAAAAUGAGUGGAUUCUACCUGAGCACGUAUACUGACAAUAAUCGAUCUGUCAGGAAAUUGGCAGUGUCACAGUUCGAGCCAUUCUACGCCAGAACAGCGUUCCCCUGUUUCGAUGAACCGAGCUUUAAGUCCAUUUUCGAGAUUCAUCUUCUCUAUCCGAGAAAUUUCCUCUAUCAUGCUCAGUCAAAUAUGCCGAUAGCGAAGGUGGAAAACGUGAAAGAAGAUUGGGAGAAGGCGAUCGCGUACUUUGAUCCAUCACCUCCGAUGUCCACCUAUCUGGUUGCCUUCCUCGUCAGCGACUUCGAAUGCCUAGGAUCCAGCGUGGAUCUUCUGAACGGCAGUAAAGUGCCAAUUGCUGUCUGCGCGCGAGGCGCGUUCAAGCCCAAAGUGACGUUCGCCUUGAACAUCACGGUUAGGAUAAUGAGGCACUACCUGGAAAAGUUUCAGAUCGAUUAUCCACUACCGAAACUGGAUCUGGUCGCCAUACCUGAUUUCUCGGCUGGUGCCAUGGAGAACUGGGGCCUGGUCGCAUUCCGCGAGACAGAGCUGCUUCACAGCGAGAACAGUUCCUGUGUGAACAUGAAAAGUGUCAGCUUGACAGUCGCCCAUGAACUGGCGCACAUGUGGUUCGGCAAUCUGGUCACCAUGAAAUGGUGGGACGACCUCUGGCUGAACGAAGGCUUCGCCACCUACAUGGAGCACGUGGCAGUCGACUCGUUGUUCCCGGACUGGCAUCUGAUGGAUUCCUUUCCGUUGUACACUAAGUACGUUUCCAUGAAAGCCGAUAUCAAGCUGCGUGCUCGCGCUAUCGUGAGACGGAUCGAGGAUCCGAACGAGAUAGAGGAAACGUUCGAUCGAAUUUCCUAUCAGAAGGCAGCAGCGGUGAUUAGGAUGCUCGAGGACGCGGUUGGCAAUUCCAAGUUUAUUUCUGCUGUGAGAAAAUAUCUGCGGAAGUACCAGUUCCGUAACGCGGAGUCUCGCGACCUGUUCGAUAUCUUUGGCAACUCUACAAUGGCCGCCGUCGAUGUGGCCGAUUUCGUCGAUCGAUGGCUGAGGUUCCCCGGAUUUCCGGUGAUCAACGUUCGCCGAGACAAUGCGGGCUUUCAGCUAUCGCGACGACGCUUCGCGACGAGCAGGCGAUUCCGCGAAACGAUCGACGACGGAAGCUGGACUAUUCCCAUUAGGUACGAAACGAGCAGGAAAGAUGGCAUCAAGUUGGAUUGGUUCCUCGCGAACUUCUCCUGCGUGGAAUUGUCGCUGGAAAAGUCGGUGGACUGGAUGAAACUGAACCACGACUCGAUCGGCUAUUACAUCGUUAAUUACACGGAAGACGCCUGGGACACCUUUGGCAGAUUACUCUUCCACGAUCAUUUGGCUCUGAGCGCCAUGAAUAGGGCAGACUUGUUGCACGACGCUUUUCUCCUAGCGGAAACUCACUUGGACUACUCUAUAGUGAUGAACCUAACUUCGUAUCUGAUGAACGAAGACGCUUAUCAGCCAUGGGUCGUUGCCAUGGAAUGGUUCGGUCAGAUGAACAGACUGCUCGAGGGAACCAUCGUCCUCCCGCGUUUCCAAUCGUACGCGAGGAAUCUGGUGAACAGCGUCUAUCGUCAGGUCGGAUGGCGGAUUUAUGAGAAAGAUUCGUUCAGAGACAGAGAAUUUCGCGUAUUGAUAUUGACAGCAGCUUGCAGCGUGGGCCAUCCACAUUGCCUAGAGUCAGCCGGAAGGAGGCUGAGGAAGUUGCUGCUGGAUGACAGCGAAGAGACGUCGUCAGCUGAUAUUCGGUCUAUCGUAUACUCGUUCGGCCUCGUUACGCUCUCGGACGACGUCGGAUCGAUGUUCGAGAAAAUGUCGCGACUUCUCGAGAUGCAGGACGACGCUGAGGAAAGGGAACGUCUGAUGCUUGGGAUGACUGGAGUUCCGGACAAAGAUAUUCUUAAUCGGUAUCUCGAGCGUGCAACAGACGAGACGUUCAUUCGCAAGCAAGACUUCGCGGAGCUGUUGAUCAAGAUCGCCAUGAAUCCCGUGGGAUUAGACGUCGCCUGGAAUUUCGUGCGAUCUAGGUGGAGGGCUCUACUCGUGAUGUACGAGUCGAACCAGUACGUAUUGGGGAAAAUCGUCUGCUCGAUCGUGUGCUUGUUCAAAGAUCGUCAGAAACUUCAAGAGGCCAGGCAAUUUUUCCUGAAAGAACCGGAGCUGAGGUUAACCGAGAACGCGAAGAGUAAUGCCAUAGAGGAAAUCGAAAACAGCAUGGACUGGUUGGAUGCGAACACGCGGAGCAUCGACGAGUGGCUGAUGUCUAAUGGCUACGAUUAG